AUGCAGAUCUCUUUGCGGCCCAAGGCAACCAGAAGGUCACUCACGUCCUAUCCAGGUGGCCUCAUCCUGCUGCGGUUGGGGUGGAUGCUCUGUCGCAUCCCUGGGACUUCAGGAUGGGCUGCGCUUUUUCCUCCCGGUGCCAUUGAUUCUCAGAUUCCUAAAAAGGGCUCAUUGUGGGACACUACCUUGAAGGCGGUCUUUCUGGUGGCGAUGACCUCGGGAGGCCGAGUUUCGAAGAUCCAGGCCUUGGGCACCAGGGACCCUUUCUCGUGUUUUUCAAGGAAAGAGUGGAGUUACGUGCUCUCCCUCACUUUCUUCCUAAAGCGAGCAAAACUCCGACUAUAUUUGGAGCAGCUGAAGCAGCUUGUGCCCCUUGGGCCAGAGAGCAACAGACAUACCACUCUAAGCCUCUUGAAAAGAGCAAAAAUGCACAUUAAGAAAUUAGAAGAACAGGACCGAAAAGCUCUGAACAUCAAGGAGCAGCUCCAGAGAGAACAUCGCUACCUCAAGCGCCGUCUAGAGCAGCUCUCUCUGCAUGGGAUGGAGCGCAUGCGCACAGAUAGUAUGGGCUCCAUCAUAUCCACCGACUCUGAACAAGAAGUAGACAUCGAAGGCAUGGAAUUUACCCCAGGAGAAAUGGACAGUAUUGGAAGUACCAGUGACGUGGAUGACCACUACAGUCUGCAAAGCAGCUCCAGCGACAGCGGCUAUACACAUUCCCUGAGACUUAAUUCCAGUCUCUUAUAGCGGCCAAAUUACUGGACCAACUCAGGACCAUGAAGCUGAAGGCACUUAGAUCUGGAAAACAAAAAAAACGUUAAAAAAAUUUAAAAGAAAACAAAAAAAAAAGUGAACUGCCACUCAGCCAGGACUGCCGACUCUAAACCUUUCAAGGAGCGUUCUUGCUGAGGAGGCCCCCUCCAUUUCAACCACAGCACGAGAGAUUCCCGACACGUGGCUCUGAUGGAGGUCUGUGCUGUGACUCGGUGGGGUGGAUGUUGACAAAGAGCGUUCAAAGCUCAAUGAAAGCCCAAUUUUUUGCAGUCAUAUCAUUCCAUUACUAAGUAUUACACAUGGAGACACAAAGAGAAGCAGGUCAGAUAUUUUUGGAUUACCAGAGAUCAUUUAGUUUUAAGAAUGAAGUCGAAUUUGUACAUGUCCGUCAAAUUUCGUAGGUAGACAUAGCAAAAAAAAAAAGAAUUAUGACUUCUUUGAAGAGCAGGCAAUAGUUUUAUCAGUGUCAGUAUUUCAAGCACUUGGCGUUUGUGAAGCAAGAGAUCGCAAAGUUCCUGUAACGUUUCGAGUUUCAUGUCUGUACCGUAUGGUGAAAAUGAGAGGUUUUUAGUCACUUCUGCGUUUAUUUUUCCUUCACCGUACGCCACAAAAGAAGAUGUGGUUCAUUUUGGUUCUGGUGAAGGAAGCCGACGUUUCAUGU
Messenger RNA from Nanorana parkeri, 1435 nucleotides. It is a transcript of the gene MXD4, whose product is annotated as MAX dimerization protein 4. The transcript is spliced from 5 exons. Gene Ontology annotation, molecular function: DNA-binding transcription factor activity, RNA polymerase II-specific; protein dimerization activity; RNA polymerase II cis-regulatory region sequence-specific DNA binding. The record is from RefSeq and is a predicted model, not a curated record. Lineage: Eukaryota; Metazoa; Chordata; Amphibia; Anura; Dicroglossidae. Gene Ontology annotation, biological process: regulation of transcription by RNA polymerase II. The coding region runs from base 1 to 747 and encodes 248 amino acids.